Molecule: messenger RNA, 2182 nt
Organism: Pungitius pungitius (ninespine stickleback)
Lineage: Eukaryota; Metazoa; Chordata; Actinopteri; Perciformes; Gasterosteidae
Gene: spata17
Product: spermatogenesis associated 17
Exons: 10
Coding region: 60-1037 (325 amino acids)
Molecular function (GO): protein binding
Source: RefSeq, a predicted model, not a curated record
UCACGUUGUAAUACUGCACUGUUGUCAAGACAACAAGUAAACUGUAGCCUGUGAAACAAAUGGCGGAGCUGUUGAAAAUACAAAGUAAAGUUGACAAUUUCAAAAAGGAAUACUUCUUCAGAAACAGCCAAGCUGAGGAGAACAGACAAAGGGAAAACCAGGCCUCCACCCGGAUUCAGAGCUGGUUCAGAGCUUGCAAGGUGCGGGCUUACCUCAGUCAUCUGCACAAGAAGGCAAUCAUUAUACAGAAGAUAUGGCGGGGCUUCACAGCAAGGGCACGUUUCCGACAAAUGGUGAAGGCGGCAUAUUUUAUCAUGAAGAUGAAUUUCUACGAGGAGAUGGCGGUCAGGAUCCAGCGGAGAUGGCGAGGAUUCUUUGUACGGAAGUAUGUUCAUAACUUCUACGCACGCAAGAGGUAUCUGGAAGGACUGUCCUGGAAAAAUGAGCUUGUCAGGAUGGAGCUGGCAGAAAUUGAGGAGCUCCGGCGGAGAGAGAGAGACUGUCUUGAUGUUGUGAAGGAGCAGACCGCCAAGGUCUACCAAGCCCACAGGUUCCACCACCUCCUCAGCACGAGUCAGUGCCCUGGGGUUUUCAACUCUCCAUUUAGGACCUCUCCCCAUGAGAUGGAACUGCUGCUGAGGCAGGUCAAGUACCAGACCCCCACCAGGCCGCCCCACAGGGAAAGGACUCGUCCCUUGGGUGUGCCUGACCCAACAGCCUCAAGUUUCCGUGGGACUCCUCGAUCCCCAUGGAUCGACAACACUGGAACUUACUGCUCCUCCAGGCCUACUCUGCCCCCCAUUGCCAUCAAGAAACAGCAGCCAGGGGCGGUGUGGGAGCAGCGCGUGCAUUGCCCUGACCUGAGGCUGCGUCUGCAGACCUCCUACACACACCUGGAGGAGGCCCAGAAUCAGCUUCGACAACGCCUGUCAUUCACAAUCCCCACUGGCACAUUAGGAGCAGGAAGUAUACUCCACCGUCUGAGCCACAGCAGAAACUCCUCUAUUCAGUCAAUCGACUCAAAGAGCUUCAGAUAGUGGAUUUACACGCUAACCCUGAGAGGAGCCGCUCAAGACAUUGUUCGCCACCUAGGUCUUUGAUAAGUCUGCUCCUCUGUUCUCCAAGGCCGGCAGCAUCGGGUGAAACACCUCCUUCUGGCUUCAGAAAACAAGAGAACUACAAAUAAAGAUUUGUAAUAAAAAAUGUAAGACCAUCAAUGACCUUUUUCUGGUUGAGACGACUUCCCAUGUCACCUCCUCGGGCUGCGCCCUGAGGCAGGACUCCGUCACACCCUCGACUGUUUUGAUCGUGAAGUAUAAAGCGAGUGCAUCCAUCACUUUUUUGCUCUCUGGCACAGACACGUGGCACAAAAGUUUCCGUCAUUUAAUCUACUUGUUAAUCCUCUUAAACACAAACUCUUGUCUUGCUAUCUGCUUGUUUCCUCGCUUCUCCCCGUGUCCUCCGUGUUGCUGGCGUUCCCCCGGGCCUGCGCUGUAAGGCGUGGAAUGGGAGCAGAGACAGAGCAUUUAGUAAUGGCUUCUUAAUGGGCUUGUCGACAGCCACAUUAGAGCGCACAGGCAGCGGGCGAGGCCGAGCAGCGAUAUGCCAAGCCAGAUGCCAUGCCAGCUGUGGCACUCCACUCUCUCACUUACGCUCUCAUUUGUAAUCACAUUUCUCAUACGGAUGGACGCCAUGUGCGUAAAGAAGAAGGAAAAAAAAAAAAUGCAGACGGGGAGGCUCGUCCCCUCCCAAUUCUCAUUUCAUCUGCUCCGUUGUUGGGAACCGAUGACAUCAAUAGGGAUGUCGUGGUGUGAAAAAGGAAAAGGAAAUUUUGUGGUCUGUGGAAGCAACUUGAAGGAAAACUGGGGGUUAUCCGAGAAGGUUAUAACUGUGCUAACACUAGAAAACCAUCAAACCCACUCAAUAGCAGUAGGAGGGAGCGAGAAAAACUUAUUUGGCAUGGCAGAAACAACUUCACCGUUAUGUUAUUUCCAAGACAAUUGGCUCUGCAUGUGUUCAUAUUUAUAUAUAUAUAUAUAUAUAUAUAUAUAUUUGUUUCGCAUGCAACCCUGAGCUCUAAAUCCCAGCUGCUAUACCGCUGCCUGCUUUGAUGAAUGCGACUCCCUCUACCUCCUGAGCCUCCCUCUGUAUGAGCAUUCAGUUGCAUUUGAAUGUGUGUUAA